GCUAAUUCAAAUGCCAUGCCUUAACUAAUUGAUCUUAUUGAUAGAAUGUUAACUUUGAAUCCAGCUAAGAGAAUCACUGCCAAAGAAGCAUUAAAACACUAAUACUUCCAAUCCAGGAUCGUUGUGAAGUGAUUUAUUAUAUCUUUAAGACAGAAUGCCUAGAAUAGAAUAAGAUGCAUAGCCACCAAAAGAUCCUCCCAUUUAAAAGAAGGUUAAACAAGAGCAAUAAAGAUCAUUAAUUGACGGUGUCAAAAUUAAUAAAUGUAUAUGA
Molecule: messenger RNA, 271 nt
Organism: Paramecium sonneborni
Lineage: Eukaryota; Ciliophora; Oligohymenophorea; Peniculida; Parameciidae
Source: the annotation of a GenBank genome assembly